GUCUGCAUCCUAUAAAAGUUCCCAAGAGCUCAAAGUACCCGAGGCUGGCAUCGAGAUGGAGAAGGGGCUCACGUGCUUGUGCCUGCUCGUCCUCACCGUCAGAGAUGCAUGUGGAUUUAAAAUUCGAAAUAAGCUCCUGAAUAAAUGUCUUCAGGUGAAUGAGGGGUCUUACGGAGGUCGAGUGUCACUGGCAGAAUGCAACCCCGACUCGUACCUGCAGGAAUGGAGUUGGCUGGAGGACGGCCAGGCCCUGAGCAGUCAGCACACCGGAGAGUGUCUGACCGCCCCGAGGGAGCAGUACGAAGGGGUUUACCUGCAGGCCUGCGUCGUUAAGUCAAGAUAUAACCAAGCUGGUGAAGAGGCGGCAGCGCAGGCUUUUAGCAGAGAGGCAAGCAGCCAGGCGUGGACCUGCUCCAAGAAGGGACACCUCACUCUGAUAUCCAGAGGUCUGCAUCUUAACGCUGCACAAGAGUCCACUCUGGUCUUCCUUUCCAGGGAACACAAACAGGGCAGCAGAUGGCAGAACCUGGAUCAUAAAACAUUGUGCAAUGGGAAAGACGACAAACACAUUCGUAAACAAUCUCACCAUCAUCCAGUGGAGACACUGAACCCCCAGACUUCCCCAGGCUACAUCCCUGACGUGCACAGAGAGGUUGAAGCAGCUGAGGUUACAAUGAGUACCAACGUUACAGAAUCUCACUCCAUAACAGAUUUGACCACUUCGUCCUUGAGUACAAAGUCCCCUACAGAUCCAUCUGUGAUGUUUUACAAUAUGGUGUAUGGAAUGGGCUGGAAGAUAACCAUGCUGGUCCUGAGCUCGCUGGCUCUGAUUGUGGGGAUUGCCAUUCUGAUUGUCAGCCUUUACUUUAAUCACAGGAAGAAGGUCGUCUGUGUUUUGAAGUCUUACACUCCAAGGCCUGAGGUGAUCCAGGGAUCGCCGGGCCGCAGCGACACAGCCCCGCUAACUGAACAUGCCAUGCGCCUGCCAUAUUCCUCACCCGCCGUACAACAGGGAGAAAUCCUGAUAGAGUGGAAGGACGGCUCCGUUACUCCUUUAUAUGAGGCCUGAAAGCUUUUAUACUGUUUUUGCAGCAAGCAGCGAUGUGUCUGAUAUUUUUGGGUUAAAGUUAAAUAAAAACAUAGAUUACAGAUUUAAUGAGUGUCUUCUUGCAGAUUUGUAGUUUUUCUGUUGAAGAGAAUGGGUGUUGUUCUCUGAAUGUGCAUCACAGGAGACUUUAAGAAAAGAAAGUUAUUGGUAUAACUAAUGUUCACUCGUGUUUUAUAAAGUUUCAUCACUGGACGCUAAUUAGAACUUAGCUUAUAUGUUUGUUCAUUCGUAUGUUUGUUCUUUUUAACUAUUCAUUUGGUUUUGAUACUGACUUACUGUUGGAUUAAUAGAAUUUAUCGUGGGCUUUUGAUAUUGGUACUUUGUAAACAGUCGCUGACAAACUGUCGAGAGGUUUUGAUGGCAGGUUAAUGAUUUUAAAAAUAGAUGAAGCCUAUUUGGUAGUUGUGAUCUUCACUCCAAGCACUUUCCAGACAUUUAGGUAACAAUGAUAUUUUCUGAUAUAGUUUGAAAAUCCAGUGCUAGAUUAAAGGUUGCUUUUGUUGUGUAUUUUCAAUUUUUUCUGUGUGUUUAUGUCGAGUCUUGGUGGGACUGUUAUUCUUUUUUACUUAAAUAAUCCUGAUGCAACUGUAAAUAAGCUAAUAAAGUUCAAUUUAAAUCUGA
Messenger RNA from Salarias fasciatus (jewelled blenny), 1729 nucleotides. RefSeq lists its product as uncharacterized. NCBI's taxonomy places the organism in Eukaryota, Metazoa, Chordata, Actinopteri, Blenniiformes, Blenniidae. The transcript has 6 exons. The coding region runs from base 56 to 1069 and encodes 337 amino acids. The record is from RefSeq and is a predicted model, not a curated record.